AUGGUGCUUGGGCUUCCAACGCUUUGCCCUAUCAUCUCAGCCAGCACUAUUUCGUGGCGCCGCUCGCUGGAUGCGCUGGGUAGCGCUGCCCAGUGUCUGGCAGUUGGAUCGCGUGGCCGGGGGACGAUAACCGUGACAGUGGUUGGAGGUGGUAGGCGCCCCGAUGUGGCUCUGGUGCUAGGGGAUGGGGACAGGAUACAGGAGCGGAAGAAGGGUGCUGAUCAGAAGUUCGAAGCAAAAACUGCAGAUAGUAGUAAAGAGGAAAGUAAAUCAGCACAGCUCUACAAAGAAAAGUAA
Messenger RNA from Gongylonema pulchrum, 297 nucleotides. The record is from the annotation of a GenBank genome assembly. NCBI's taxonomy places the organism in Eukaryota, Metazoa, Nematoda, Chromadorea, Rhabditida, Gongylonematidae.